ACUUUUCUUUCUUUCUUUAUAGAACCCAAAUUUUUUUUUUUUUAAAAAAAGAACAAACUGUAAAAAAAAAUAUAUUAUUGUGGGGAUUAUAAUAACUACAUAAUAAAAAAAUAAAUAUUUAUUUAGUUAGUAGGUUUAAAACUUUUUUUUAUUUUUUAAAUAUUUUAAAAAACAAAAAAAAAAAACACACAACCACACAAAAUAAAAUUGUUAUUAUUUUUAAUGUAAAAUAGUUAUAACAAAUCUAAACAAAUCUAAACAAAAAAAAAAACAACAACAAUAGCAAAUAACAGCAACAUAAAUAAAUAAAUAAUAAUAAUAAAAAUAUACACAGCAAAACGAAAAAAAAAAAAAAUAUAGAUCCAAAACCAAAAAUUCAAAAUAAAUAAAAUAUAAAAUAUAAAAUGGGGAAAGCUGAUGAGAAACAACCGUUAUUAACAUCAUCAAUAAACGGUGAUGAUGAAUUUCAAGAUGAUGACGCAAAACCAAUUUUAAUAAUGCAAAAAUCAAAGUUGGAACUUAUUAAAGAAAAAAUUAGAGGGGCAAUGACAAAGGACACUCUUCAAAUUUUAUUAUAUGUAGUAUUAUAUAUUAGUGCUGGUGUAGUAAACAGUAUUUUAUUAAAAAAGGUUAUGAACGUUUUUUCAAAUUAUGCAUUCUUUUUAAAUCAACUUACAAAUUAUGGUUACGUUCCAAUUUUCUUUUCAGUAGUACUUUUUAAAUUCAUUUUUACAAAUGAUAUUCCAAAAGAAACUAGAGCUUUUCCAACUUAUAAAUUUGCAAUUAUGGGUGCAUUAGAUGCAGUUUCAGGUUAUUUUGUUGUCAUUGGUGGUAUUUCAACAUCAGGUCCACUUCAACAACUUUUAAAUCAAGCUAUUAUUCCAUUCACUAUGCUUGCAUCAUUUUUAAUUUUAAAAGAGCGUUAUUCAUUAGUUCAAAUGGGUGGUGCAGCUGUUAUUGUAGGUGGUGUUAUUGUUUCAUUAAUUCCAUCAUUAGUUGGCGGUGGUAAUAGCGGUAAUAAACCAUUUUGGAAUGUUUUCUAUUUAAUUUCAGUAGUUCCUGGUGCACUUUCAAAUGUUUAUAAGGAUAUUGGUUUUAAAGCUGUAGAAGAUAUGGAUGUUUGGUAUUUACAAUUUUGGGAUGCAUUUUAUCAAUCUUUAAUUGGUACAGUUUUAUUCCCAAUUAACAAUUGGUUACCACCACCAGCUACAAUUCACUUUAGAGAUAUUAUUCCAUCAUUAAAAAAUGGUACAUUAUGUUUAGGCGGCCAUGACAGUAUUCUUCCAAUUUGGAAUACCACAUCAGGUUUUACAAAUACAACCAUUCCAGGAUCAUGUACACCAUACCCACUUCAAUAUCCAGAUUUAACCCCAUGCGAUGAUUGCCACCACGCCUAUAUUUUAAUUAUUUUAUAUAUGUCAAUUAAUAUUAUUUAUAACGUUUUAAUUCUUUUGGUAAUUAAGCAUGCUGGUGCAACUGUUUUCUCAAUUGCUAAUACUCUCAGACUUCCAUUAACCAAUAUUGUAUUCUCACUUCAUUUCAUUAUGGGUAUCAAUACUACUGCCUUCUCAGGUCUUUCAAUCGCUGGUCUUAUUAUUAUUCUUUUAGGUCUGGGUGGUUACCGUGCGGGUUCAAUGUUAAAGGCAAAGAAAGCUGCAGCAGAAACUGGUGUAGAGGUAUCUACUAGAGCAAUUCUACAUAUGGGUCCCUCUGCUAUGGAUGCUAUGCCUUAUCAAAAACCAAUCAUUGAAGCUAAAUCCCAAGAUCAUCUUAAAAAUCAAUACUUUAGUAGACUCGGUAUUAGUGUUCCUGAAGCAAGAUAUCGUUCUUCACCAAGCUACGGUAUUAAUAGCUAUGGAAAUGACGUUUAAUUAUAUAAUUAAUAAUAUAUAAAUAAUAUAUUUUCAUAUAGAAAAAAAAAAAAACAAAUAAAAUAAAUC
Dictyostelium purpureum is the source of this 1940-nucleotide messenger RNA. RefSeq lists its product as uncharacterized. The transcript is spliced from 5 exons. Bases 405 to 1871 code for a protein of 488 amino acids. Gene Ontology annotation, biological process: xenobiotic transport. Gene Ontology annotation, molecular function: xenobiotic transmembrane transporter activity. Lineage: Eukaryota; Evosea; Eumycetozoa; Dictyosteliales; Dictyosteliaceae. The record is from RefSeq and is a predicted model, not a curated record.